This is a messenger RNA of Dunckerocampus dactyliophorus (ringed pipefish), 500 nucleotides long. RefSeq names its product 40S ribosomal protein S27. The record is from RefSeq and is a predicted model, not a curated record. Gene Ontology annotation, biological process: translation; ribosomal small subunit assembly. NCBI's taxonomy places the organism in Eukaryota, Metazoa, Chordata, Actinopteri, Syngnathiformes, Syngnathidae. The coding region runs from base 16 to 312 and encodes 98 amino acids. The transcript is spliced from 4 exons. Gene Ontology annotation, cellular component: ribosome; cytosolic small ribosomal subunit. Gene Ontology annotation, molecular function: RNA binding; structural constituent of ribosome.
AACCGGGCAGCCUGGAUGAGUAAACCGGAACAACCAGAUGCAUACAUGAAAACCACCAAUAAUCUCGCAAAAGACUUGUUGCACCCAUCCCCGGAGGAGGAGAAGAGGAGGCAUAAGAAGAAGCGCCUUGUUCAGAGUCCUAACUCUUACUUUAUGGAUGUCAAAUGUCCAGGAUGCUACAAGAUCACGACAGUGUUCAGCCACGCACAGACGGUCGUGCUGUGUGUGGGCUGUUCGACAGUCCUGUGUCAGCCCACCGGAGGCAAAGCCCGUCUCACAGAGGGGUGCUCUUUUAGGAGGAAGCAGCACUAAAAUGUUCUUCCCGGAGCUGAAAGGGAGAGGAAGGGAUGGACCGGUCGAUGUCAGCGGUGACCCCGGAAGAUCAACCCGAGAUCUGGCAAAUGUAUGCAAUGACAGACUUGGUCUGUGCUUGAAAGAUCGCUGUAACUCCACCCUCCAUUCUUGCCUCUCUCAAUAAAAUGUUGUUUUGGCUAAACAAA